Molecule: messenger RNA, 7665 nt
Organism: Schistosoma margrebowiei
Lineage: Eukaryota; Metazoa; Platyhelminthes; Trematoda; Strigeidida; Schistosomatidae
Source: the annotation of a GenBank genome assembly
CACUCUUCUUGGAGAGGCUAUUUGGACUUCUACUUUUUGAUGGCGUUCUCUGAAGGUGAUAUUGAGAAAGGGAAGAAGCUCUUCGUUCAAAGAUGUGGACAGUGUCACACCGUUGAGAAAGGUGGUCCACACAAAGUAGGACCCAAUCUACAUGGUUUGUUUGGACGUAAAACUGGUCAAGCUCCUGGGUAUACCUACACUGCUGCCAACAUUAGUAAAGGUAUCAUAUGGAAUGAGCAGACUCUAUUUGAAUAUUUGGAAAAUCCAAAAAAAUAUAUCCCUGGUACAAAAAUGGUGUUUGCUGGUUUAAAGAAGGAAGCUGAUCGCAAUGAUAUUAUUUCCUACCUUAAAGAAGCAACAAAAUAAGAAUAUUCUAAAUAUCUGACUCCUAGAUUUAACUUCGUUGUAGCAGUUCUUUAAUUAACUAAAUAUGUAUAGAAACAUAAAACCUGAGCUUCCAAGUACGUGAAAAUGAAUACUCUUGGCUGUGUAUUUCUGAUCUCUUCUGAGGUCAAUAUACUAUGAUAAUUCAGUUUCUGAGAUUUUUGUAAAAUUAAUACUAGUGCAAACAUAUUAACAUAAUAAUGAAGUGUUUAUCUAAUUUCUUCCGUGUAUUCGGAUACAAUAAGCUUGAAAUGUCCUUAUUGCUAUUAUACUGUUUGCCAAUAGUUUCCAUUUGUUUUCAGUCACUGCUCAAACUAAUUCCCAGUGGAAUAAUAGCUUGGUGAUUGAAUUGAUUGGAGCCAUAUAAUCUCAGGUUCACAUACUACUUUUGUUUAGGUUGUCGGCGGUUAUGUUUCUCAGUUUAAAAUUAAAUAAGUUUUAGUUAUGCUUAUUCGCUUCACAAUAAAUUUCGAGUAAGCAUAUUUCAUCUCGUCGACUAAAAUCAGCAGAAGAAGUGGUCGUCCUGGCAAAACAACUGGUUGCAGCAACAAGUUGGAUAGAAAUCUGGAUUCUGACAUACAUCCUACCGAACUUAGUAUGACGGCAUAUUUAAUUCGUUUGCUUUUGCCAUUAUGAAACAAAUUUAAAUCUGUUGUUUGAAAUAAUAGUUCUAUGUAAAUCAGGUGAAUGGACUUACCUUUAAUUGCAGUUUUAGGUAGCUUUUAUAUUUACACACACUUCACAAUUUGAGUUGUACGUUCUCAUUAUUUACUAUUGGUCACUCUCAUUCAUCUACUUCGAAUAUAAUUGAUAUAAAGAUGAGUUUCUAAAGUAGAAUCUCUGUCGACAUUCAGAUCAGUAUGUACUUCGAAUAGGACUUUCUGGGUCGAAUAGCCACUUGCAAAAUACCAGAUGUUCAUGAUGUGAUUUCAUUAAACCAAUAUGCCUUGUCAUUUUUAACUGCACGACAAAAUAAGACUGUUCUUUUAUUGAUUUUUAUAUAUUCAUAAUCCCAGGUAAUCUUAAAGUAAUUCAUUAGGAUUUUAGAUGGUUUAGUCUGUAGAAGUAAUCAUGAUGGAUAAAAUAGAGUCUAUACAGGUCUAUACGAGUCACAACCAACAAAUGAGUUUGUUAUGUGGGUAUUUUUGAGUCUGUUUUAUGUGUUCUCAGGAAAUAGCCCAUGCGUCGAGGAGUAAUUCUUAAACAGAAGUGUGAAUUAAACUGGAAAAUCCAAAACUAAACGUAUAUACUUUCCUAACAGAGCGAUCAGUUAAAUUACCUACUUAUUAGCUUAUCAAAACAUUCAGCAAAUUUUGGAAUAGUUUCUAGAAUAGACCUACUGUCUUUCUAAACUCACAUAGAUGAUCGAUUGAAGAUGUAAAUAAAUAAAUAUCAAAAAAUCUAGAUUGGAUAAAGAUAUUACGAUGUACUGAAGGACUUGGAUUUCUGAUCUAACCUUCGUCGAUUCUACUGCACAGAAAGAAUUUUAACAACUGGUUUAAUAAAUAAGCACUUUCGUCUAGAUUUUAACGAGUAGCUUCACAGUAUUUGGGCGCCGAGUUAAUGUGAGACAUUGAAGAGAAAAAAUGUAUUUGUAAAAUCUCAGCAAAAUAAUUUGAAGUAAAUCCAACUUUUCGCCUGGCAACCUGGUUCAAGCUUUUUCAAAGAAAAUAUAAUCAAACGUCAAAAUUACCGAAUAUAAAUAGGUACAUGGUUCUCUGGUUUACUAGAGAAAAGCUUGGACCAGAUUGCCAAGCAAAACGCUGGAUUUGCUUCAAAUUCUUUCGCUGAGAUUUUACAAACAUAUUCUUCCUCUUUAACUGAUUUGAUAUCUUGAAAAAUAACGUAAAUGUCAUCAAGCCUUAAAGACAUUUCGAGUGCUUGCUGCUAUGGAGCCCUACUAGGGAAAAUUACUCUUUUAAAACUUAGUGGCUUUUGUUGUACCUCUAGCAAAUAUCACUUGGUGGAAAAAUUGCACAACUAAAUAGGAAUAUCUAAUUAUGUGUGUAGUUUCAAAAUAAUCAACCUAGACAUUUAAACUAGCUUAAAUCGAUUACACCAAUUUAUCUGUAUUUAACCGUACGACUAAAUAAGUUAAACCUCAUACAAUCCGUGAAUGAUGCGGAUCAAAUAUUGGGAUGAAAAGGUUUCAAAAGGAUUGCGAUGAUCAAAUAAUCUGAGACGUUAUUUCAUCUGUUACUUAACAUAAGUCAUGUUAGUAGAGAACAAAUUACGGUUGUAACCUUUUGUAAAUAUUGGUUUCCUCCUACUAUUGGGAUUUUAUAUAGUCUCAAUCUAGAAAGGGGCUAUCGAAUGGUAGUUAAGUGAUGUCGAAUAUGUAUUCGAACAGCUAUAUUUUUGCGUUUCUAUUGUGUAACGUCUCUUAUGGAGCUAUGAACAGCUUACCAUUGGUAUUUUGACAACUGGCUAAAGAGUCAGAGCCACUUUAAAAUAACAAUCUGUAAUGAAGUAUACUCUGAUCACUAUUAUCUAUAGGGUUCAGGAAAGUUCACUUUUUGGUGAGCAAACAACUCUGAGAGGUUCACAGGACUUCCCAUAAAGGUAGUCGAAAAGUUCUUGGACUUUCAUUUCAAAACGUUUUUCAUCGAAUGAAUUUUGUUCUCUUGAUGUUACACUCGUGAAACCUAGGUCGGUUUAUUAGUUUCUGAAUGUAUAAUAACAUAAUAUCCGAAUUUACAUUUCCAUAACGAGGUAAGAAAUUGAUGAGAAUUCCAAGUAAACCGUGUGUUCCCACUAGUCUCAACUAUUGUACACUGGUCAGAAAUUCUUCAUACUCUUUGUAAAGCAGAUAGAAUAUGGCUACCGGUAUGUUUCGUCCCGCUUGGGGUUCGUCGGCUGAAUGUAUCUGCAUUCGUGUGCUGAUCUUCAUAUCGGGACAUAAAAUCAGUACCUUUCUCUUCACAACUUGCGAAAUAAUGGUUAUAUCAAGUUAAUCGGCACUGGGCGCACAUAUGUCAACUAAAACUGAACAGAAUCCAGUCGAAAAUAUCAACAACCAAAUAGUUUAACCCUUUACGAAUGAAAUUGACUGUUUUGUGUUACUUUUCCUAUAACUAUACGCCACAUGCUUUGAAUAUCUGCAGCCAGAUUAGUGACUUGAUUCUCCCCAUAACACGUUUAACAAACACUGUUUGGAUGUGAGGUUGAUUGAUUAAGAUUUCGAUUUGAAAAAAAUUGGUUAUCCUAAAGCAACAAAAUGUUGGUUGCAUCAGUUGUGAUUCUGUCAGUAGGAGAUAUUUAUUUGCACUCGUUGAUAUUACUUAGUUUUAAUGUCUUAGAUGCUAGUACAAAUUAGUUUUUCGCUAUACAUAUCAAAGUACAUUCGAUUGCCACCUCGAUUUUGAAAAUGUCAAAGAGAUCCCAGCAAAAAAGAUAUUUUUUGGAGUUACUUCCCAGUAUGAUAGAUUCUUCUAGAUAAUAAAUCAUGUGCACACUAGUGAAUCAACUACUUGAGAAAAUUACCAGAGAACACCUAUCUUAAAACAGUUAUCAUACCACAGAAUAUUCCAAAUACUAAUAAAUAUAUGUUACUGAUGUAUUAUAUGUCAUUUUGAAAAUUUUGUCAGAUAUACUCAAGGUAAACCGUAAAGUGUAUCAAACAUAUGAAAGUGGUCAUAUUAGAAUCAAUUAAAGUAAUAAUAAACGACAAAUAGAACCAUACGAUGGUGAGUCGCGCGAAGUAUUAAUUUAGUGGUCAAAGAUUCAGACUCUGCUCAACUUACUUGGAUCUUGAGAAUCAGAAAGAUUCACUGACCUUAACAAAUAAAAGGUAUGAUCCAACUUCCGAACAAAUUACCCUGUACUUCACAAAAGAAUAACGUUGUAUCAUUAUAGUUUUACAUGUUCGGAAGCAAUCAUCCGAAUACAUUUAUAGGUAUUUGAUAAAUAUUUAAUGUUAGUAAACUAGUUCUGAAUGAAUAUUUUUGGUUUCUGGACAACUAACUAGUAAAAUCUGUCCUUGUGAUGCUGUAUUAAGUGAAUGUUCAUUCCAGGUAAGCAAGGACUUGUUGAUAGGUUGGGGCGAACAACACUGGAACAAAGCAGAUCGACCCACAUUCACUGUACUAAAUAAAUCUUAUUUAUUUAUUUAAACUCAUAAAUACGGGUACGAAGUAGCGCCGAAAAAUUUCUGAGACACACUAGAACAAUGAGACUAUAAAGAGAUAGAAGGCAUGAUGAAGAAAAAAAUAAGUGAAUGGUUGUAAAAAAAUAAUGGAGGAAGCAGUUCAGUUAAGAGAAGUUCCUCUCACUUAUACGAAGUUACAUGAAGGUUACAACAGGACCACCAAUAGCUUUUAUCUUGAAACUUUUCUGAAAACAUCUCAAGCCACUGUGCUACACUAGAACCUCACCCAGGGAGUCAUGAAUGUCUGACAUAUGCCAGUUAUGUACAAUUGUCUUUCAUACCACGGCACUGUCAUAAACUGACCACCGUUUUUUCGAACCAGUCUCAGCAUCAGAAAAUAAUGUUUUGAUAUAUAUGCAUGCAUAUCCUCUAAACCAUCGAAAUAUGUUGUGAAGAUCAUAAACAAUCAACAAUUCGGGGAAAAAAAACAAGUUUUUAUCGAGAAGCUCAUUAAACCAAUAGAAAAUAGAUGAAUACUCCUCACAAUUAACAUGAAUUUACAUUUUGGUGUACUUGUGUAAGAAAGUAUAUAGGUAGGACUGAGAAAAGAAGUCCUGAAAAUAGUCCUAGGAACCAAAUCUCACAAUAAAACAAAGUCCUCACAAAUGUAAUAUACAGGUCCUUAGUGUACAGUCGACACAAUAUGGUUAUUUCAUAGAUAAUUAAAAACAAACAAUGAGUACUAGAUUUAUCGCACUCCAAAGAAUCUUCAAUCAAGAGUAUACUAUAAUUUAUCUAUAUGAAUGAAAGAAUGUUAAGCUGAUAUUGUAAAAGAUGCUAAAAUAAGCUAACUAUAACGUAAUCUUUUGUUUUUACCGACCCAGAAACUUUCAUUCACUCGAUAAAAUUUAUAGCACUUUUGGCAAGUUUAUAAUUUAUGGACGAAUCAAUCAGGUUUCGGAUUUCGGUGCGGAAUUCACCCAUUCAUUUGGCUAAAUAGGGUUUUGGCAUUAUAGCUAAUGUUAGUUCGUGAUGAAAACUCUAAAUCUAACGAUCGAUUAUAAAUCAUAAUUCUAAUUCCUCACGCUUCUUUAUAACCCUCAUUUGGUCCUAGUUAUUAGGUGAAUAUUCUCAACAUCACUUUAGCGUUGCUCAAAGGUCGUCCAUAAAUUAUAGUCUCACUGCACUAUCGAUUAAAUAUGGAAUCAUAUAUAAAUAUUACGAGUUAUGGUAAUCAUCUUACUUGCUACAAGUGGUUAACUUUUCUAAAUCAAACUUUGCAUCAAUCUUAACCACAGUGUAUUGUAUUGUUUUUCACUUGAAUUACCAUUUAACUGUCUUAUUUUUGAACUCUUCUCUCAACUUUACGUUUAACCAUAUUACUGAAACAUUUUAUGGUUGCCAAGAUCCCCUAAAAUGGAUAACAAAUUCAUUUCAUUCUAUUAAUCUUGUUAUCUUAGCUCUGAGUUCAAAAUGAUCAAAAGAAUAAAAUGACAUAUGUAUUUUAUUUUACCGGUUAUUUCCAUUAGGAUACUAUUAAAUGAAAUAGAAUGGUGAUUUAAUACUGAAAUUAAUCAAUCACAUAUUCCAACUAAAUUCUACUUAGUUAAGUUUAAGCGCCGAAUCAAUGUAUCCUCAGUGGUUAUACACAAGUAAUAUACCUUAAAUAGUGAAUAUGUAGUGACCUACUUUUAUUAAGAGAACGCGAUUGGUUUAAUCGAAACAAUUAUUAUUAUAACCAAUUGUACCAGGGAUUGUUUUACCGUACUUGUUUGUUUAACUGCACCAAAACACACACAUUCUUCCAUUGAUUGUGAUCUUGCACGAAUUCGGUUACGCUCAGUAACCACACUUGUAACCUGGCACGAUCUUGAUAUUCUUUCUAUACCACGAGAUCGCCAACAAAUACAUCUCGACUACAGCCAUCAACUGCCUUCUAAUAUUUGGCUUACGGGGGAUCUUAUCGGUUAACUGGCACGUAGUUUUCCUGUAGUGAUGAUCAUAGUCAACCGAGACUCGACGCCACACUACAAAUGCAUGAAUUUGUCAUUAAAUAAUGGAAAAUAUUUCUCCUUCAUUAGUAAAAAGUGUACGUUUUUUUGUUUACAUCAUUUUCUAUAUAACACUUUCUUCAGUUCUAUCAUGAUACAAAUUUCGGACAUUUAUUGAUUAGCACUAAUAAUUGUAAAUUGUUGGCCAGUUUAUACGAGAUAGAGAGAGAGAGUAAGAAAGGUCAACAUAAAACAAGUUUUGAAAAGGUUGAUGUAUUUUACAUAUAUAUGCAAUUUUCACAGAUUGAAAUCAUGAGUCAGUUGAAGCUAGACCACCAUUGAAAACCUGGAAGCACUGGAUGGCCGUUUCGUUCUAGUAUGGGACUCCUCAGCAGUGCGCAUCCACGAUUCCGCACCCCGCGGGAUUCGAACCCAGAACCUACUGGCUUCGUGCGCGAGCACUUAACCAUUUAUCAGUUAAUAUGUCACUUCUGAUAUAUACAGUAAUUAUAUACUAAAUCUAUUCAAUCUUAUGCUUAGUCAUGAAUUAUUCAAAAUUAAUCGGGAAUACAGUAAUGCCUAAUGAGAUAAUGAAAUUGUUAGCGGGACAUAGACUAGAUUAAAUCAUGCUAAAUGCACGAUUGUUUUGGUGCACUCUGAUUGGCUAAUUCUUGUCGAAUCAGCGUUAGUCAAUACUUAGUGAACACUCUAGAAAUCUUCUCAUGUGAAAAACUAUAAAUAUACUAAUGUUUUCCCUAUUGUACUUACUUACUUCUUACUUCCAUCUAAUCUUGUUAUUUGAAAUAUAAUCUCUUUCCUGUUCAACUGUGUUCUGAUUUGGGGACUUGUCGAGUGAUUUGGUGUCCAAGAAUACUAAGCAAUAGGAAUCGCUGGGCUAUAACCGUAAGAGAGAAUUAUAACAAAAAUAAAAUGUACACAUAUGUGAUUCAUACAUAAACCAGUCUGUUGGGGUGAUCCAGAAAACUUCUCGUAAAAGAGAAAAAAGGAUUAGAAAAAACAUUGUGAAGCAUUUCAUCCAAUCAGCGUUCAGUAGAAGUUUAGCCAGAAACAUCAAGAAAGUGAAAAGUCACAUGCAGAGUUUCUGAUUAGUUGAUUACUCAUACUGCUACUAUAUUUAGUAGCAUUCUAGAAUUCUCGGGAAACCCGAAGACAUCUAAAAUACUAUAAAAACCCCUAUAUUUU